CUCAGGCAGUGUGACAGUGUGUGUGUGUUGUCACUUUGAGGGACUGGUGUGUGUGCAGAGGAAUCAGUAAUGAUGAAGUGCUUGUAUCUUUUGUCUGUUGUGUUUCACGUCGCUGCAGGCUGUUCUCUCUCUGCUGAUAAUCCGAUAGAAAUCACAGGAUACAAAGGUGGUUCAGUGCUGUUCCCCUGCUCCUGCUCUGACCUGAACACCAAACCUCAGAGAUUCACCUGGGAGACCUUCAGAACUGGACCUCUGACAGAAGUGUUAAAUGAUGAACACUACCGUGGUAGACUUCAGCUGUUUAAUCACAGUUCUCCUGCUAAUCUGUCUCUGCUCAUAUCUGACCUAAGAGAAGAGGAUUAUGGAACCUACAGGUGCAGCACUGAGAAGGAAUACAGAGAGACCAGGCUUUAUAUUAAAGACUGUGAGCUGGUGAAUAAGACAGUGGAAGAGCAUGUGACUGGGUUCAUAGGAGAGUCUGUAGUUCUGCCCUGCGUCUGCACUGACCUACAGGACAAACCAAAGUUUGUAAAAUGGCAGUUUAUUGGAAUCAAUCACGUUCAGGAAAUUUACGAUAAACAGACUGGACGUCACACAAACGGAGUCAAACUGGUCAGUAACAACGCUCCAGGAAAACUUUCUCUACUCAUAUCAGACCUGACUGAAGAGGACCAGGGAGUCUACAGAUGUUCUGUACAGGACGAUAGCAGAGAUGUCAGAUUAUCUGUUAAAGUAGGAGGAAGAGAAACUUCAACAUACUCGAGGAAAACAGACACAACACCUCCAUCAGAACCGCCUCAGAGUACAACAACAAUCUCUCCACCUGCAUCAUCCUCAACAACACUGGAACAAGAUAAACAGCAAACACACAGCAGCCUCCCUCUAGUUUUUGGCAUUCUAACGUUUUUAUUGCUGGUGAUACCCGGUGUAGUGGCAAUUAUUUGUUGGAGAUGCAAAGGAGGAAGAUGUGGAGAGAACGUGAUUACUGAAGGACGUCCGGACUGUAAGAGAAAGCAGAAGGAUCAGGUUAGUGUACAUGUGGUUAGAGUCAUCUUUAAAGUCUUAGAGUCCUACUGUAUUCCUAAUUUAAUCUACAUUUAAUUCUGCAUGACUUAUACAGUAACAGUUAUAGCAGAUUUGUUUCUACCUUUUAGAGAUUUAGUUGUAUUUGUGAUACUCUGCAGGUAACACACAUGAAACACACAUGCUUUCACUGAACAGUGAGUUAUAGGAAAAUAUCUUCUGCUGCUUCUAUCAGAACAACACAUGGUGUAAAGAAAGAACUUUGAUAACUUUUAUAAAUGAACUUUAUAUGUGUGAUAUAUGUAUAAUUUUUAUGUUCUGACUUUUCUCAGAUUGGGUCUGAUGUAUGUACUACUGUUAUUUACACUUACUACUCUACUGACCCACAUUAACACAGCCGGAGCAGCAGAUCAUCACUGGACAGAAACUGAAUAUAGCAGCAUUAUAACAAACUAAUCCAGAGUAAAUAUAGACACAUGCUCAGAUAUUAUAGAAUAAUGCUGAAAACAUUUUUGAGAUUUUUAUUCAUUUUCCAAUUAAAUAUCAGAUUCAGGCAUAAACGUGUGUUACAUUUACUUAUGUUAGCUAAGUGUAUUGUUCCGCAUUCAUUGUUUAUUAUUAAUUGCUGAUGGAUAAUCUCGCUAAUUAUAUUUUGAGUGUACAUUUCAUUUUAUAUCUUAUGUGUACCAUACUUAUAUCAGGUUAAGAAAUGAAAGCUCUAGAAGGCUGUUGUCUUCAUGCUGUUUUGUGUAAGAAGACUGCUACAGGAGUUCUUGUUUGUGACUUUUAAUGACUUUGAGUAAAAAUAAAAGAAGGAGGAUUGUUGAAUCUGA
Messenger RNA from Ictalurus punctatus (channel catfish), 1856 nucleotides. RefSeq lists its product as uncharacterized. Gene Ontology annotation, biological process: immune response; negative regulation of T cell proliferation; cell surface receptor signaling pathway. The record is from RefSeq and is a predicted model, not a curated record. Bases 70 to 1101 code for a protein of 343 amino acids. The transcript has 6 exons. NCBI's taxonomy places the organism in Eukaryota, Metazoa, Chordata, Actinopteri, Siluriformes, Ictaluridae. Gene Ontology annotation, cellular component: external side of plasma membrane.